Molecule: messenger RNA, 668 nt
Organism: Liolophura sinensis
Lineage: Eukaryota; Metazoa; Mollusca; Polyplacophora; Chitonida; Chitonidae
Product: tubulin beta chain-like
Biological process (GO): microtubule-based process
Cellular component (GO): microtubule
Molecular function (GO): structural constituent of cytoskeleton; GTP binding; GTPase activity
Source: RefSeq, a predicted model, not a curated record
ACCCAGUACAUAUUUGAUGCCAAAAACAUGAUGGUCACCUGCGAUCCGCGUCACGUCCGUUACCUGACUGUAGCCGCCAUGUCCCAUGGUCGUUUUGUCUAUGAAAGAAGUGGAAGAAGAGUUGUUGAAUGUACAGAACAAGAACAGAGGCUACUUCGUGGACAGCUUCAAGCCCGCUUACUGCGAUGUUCUUCCACGUAGUCUGAAGAUGUGCGCAACGUUCCUUGGGAGCAGCACAGCAAUCCAAGAGAUGUUCAAACGAAUUUCCGAUCAAAUCGCCAUGUUCCGACGCAGGGCUUUCCUUCAUUGGUACACCGGUGAGAGUAUGAACGAGAUGGAGUUAGAGUCAAACAUGAACGACUUGGUGUCCGAGUACCAGCAGUACCAAGACGCCACGGCUGAGGAGCAGGGCGCGUUUGACGAAGAGGAAGAUGAGGCUUAAACAGCUAGCGGAAAAUACACUCAUUUAUUUGAUUGUUGUUUAAAAGUGUAGAGAAUUUUUCAAAAAGUGCGGAAAAGCGGAUUUCUUGGUGUAAACUAUUGACUUUUUGGCAAAUUGUUGAUGAACUUUCCCACAUGUGACGUACCCAGAAGGGAGGCGCGCACCUUAUCCACUCGACAGUCGGCUUAUUCCCCUGGAAGAAGAGUUGUUCAGUGUACAGAACAAG